This is a messenger RNA of Aspergillus sclerotioniger CBS 115572, 1679 nucleotides long. RefSeq lists its product as uncharacterized. The record is from RefSeq and is a predicted model, not a curated record. The annotation marks the transcript as partial. NCBI's taxonomy places the organism in Eukaryota, Fungi, Ascomycota, Eurotiomycetes, Eurotiales, Aspergillaceae. The transcript has 2 exons.
CUCCUCUUUUCCUCCUCACCCCAUGUUUUCCCCCAUGGUGGCCCAAUUCCCCAUUCAUUCCCACCACCACCAUGUCUCCUCCCUCGCCCAUCCCUAAGCUCCUCCGUGAGUCGAGCGACCUCACCAUCACCUCCACCUCGCACACCUCCCCUAGUAACACCACCGUGUCCUUCAUCCGCUCCCACCGCCGGUCCUGCAACCCCUUCACCCGCUCCCGCCUCCGCCCCCGACUCCAUCUCACCCAACAACCUCUCUUCCGCAAUUCCCUCCUCGCCGGCGUCGGCUUCCUCGAACUCGCCAACGCCGCCGACUUCGCCGCCAAUGUCUGGAAUCAAAUCCCCGUGCCCCGAUACGCCAUGAUCCUCAUGGCCAUCGGCGGCCCCGUCGCCCUCCUCAUCACCCUCGUCGCCGCCCGCGACCUCUACCUCAGCUACCAGAACGUGCAACUCCUCCGCCAGGAACGCCUUCACCUCCAACACCUCCUCGCUUCCUCCCCGUCCUCCCACACCACCCUCGUCAUUCAAUCCCGUCUCAGCGUCAACUUCCGAGAACUCGGCACCGAACUCGUCGACCGCAUCCUCAUGGACGCGCUCAUGGGCUUCGGCGCGCUACUCGUCGGCACCGGGACCCUCAUGGCCAUCUGGGGCGCCAAUCACCACGUCUACCGCGCCAGUAACCUCCUCUCCGGAUACAUCGGCAACGGCCUGGCUGCUUUGUUCGGGGUCGUCAAUUCCAUCUGGUCGGGGUACCUCGUUCUCCGUUUCCAACGUCACUACAAAGCAUGCAUGGCCUCCAACCCGAUCGACGUAAACAAUGAUUACGAUGAACUCGACAUCUCCUGCUUCAAAGAUAAUCUCCGGCUUCGCUUCCGUGGUCUACAAUGGCACGCCAUCGUCAAUGGAAUCAAUGGCAUUGUUGCCGGCGCGGCCAGUCUCGUCACCGCUACCAUGUGGUACGGUUAUGUGGUUCUCAUCCCGUGUAUUGUCAGCUUGAUCGCCUGUAAUUGGUUCUGGAGAGUGAGAUUGGGUUAUGAUCGCCCUUUACUUGCUCCUACCACUGCCACCACCACUACAACCCACUCCCCAGAAACAACAACAACAACAAACACAAAUACAGAUACAGAUGCAGAUACAGAUACCGUACAUUCCCCACCCCCAACAACUACCAACACAACCACAACAACAACAACCCCCUACGAAGACAUCCCCGAAAAAACAGACCUCAUCACCGACCUCGCAACAACAACCCACAUCCUCCGCACCCUCACCUCCCCCCUUACCCUACCCCUACCCCAACCCCUAACCCCCUCCACCUCCUCCCCGAACAAUCCUCACCCCCACAAAUCUCUACUCAACCCUAACCUUCAUCACCCGCAACGGCAUGUUCGAGAACUUUUGCACGUCCUUGACAUACCAUCUCCCCCUACACCAACCACCACAUCCACAACAGAAAAACCCAACCACGUCCAGGAAACCCCCGAGGAUGAGGAAAGGAUAGAAAUAAUCCUAACCCCAACCGACUUCCUCACAUACGGCAAACAAGAAAUCCUCCUUUCCAAAAUGAAUGAAUAUCUGGAGUUGUUUGGGAAAAAGGCCAUUGCGUAUCGCGAACGAUGGCUUUUGGAGGUUGUGGGGUGUGCGGUUUAUCGAUCUUCUCUUGCGUCGGGGGAGGGGGAGGGG